ACCAAAUCAAGCGGUUGAAUUUAGCUUUGGGGCGGCGGCGGCAGCAGCAGCAGCAGGCUGAGCACUUCUGUACCAUCACUGUUGCCAGUGGUGCCCAUGGAUCCGAGCCCCAAAGGAGCCUGAGUCCUGCCGAGUGAAUCCAUGUUCCAUGUGUGCUGGCAAAGGCAAGAGAGCCCUGGAUGGAAUGAGUUCCCAGCAUGACUUCGCCAACCAUCCGCACCAUGUCUGGGGCUACCCUCCUUUUUUUUCUCCUCCACCUGUUGGCAGCUGGCUGGACCCAGACAACAACUAUUGGCAGCCCUUACCUUAGUGUAGGGGAUGGAAGCGUUUCUGAAUUCAGCUUCCCGGAACACAGCCAAGGCGUCUUGUUGGUGUCCUGCCGCUAUCCGGGCCCCGACGCUUGGCUGAGCGUGGAUUCUCUGGAACCAACAGUUGUCGUCAUUGAGAAUGUCACAGCUUCCUGGGGAGGGGGCUUUGCAGUUGGAUUUCAGUCCGUCCUGGCUGGCCUGGCCCCACUGCAACUGCGGCUGGUGGAGCAGAGUCGCCUUGUGGAAGAACGGGUAGAUUUCAGGAUCCAUGUGCACGCUAGCAAUCAAGAACCAGUGGCCCACUCAGGGCUAGGCCAUUUCUCGGAGAAUCCUGUCCUCUAUGCCCUCCUGCCUCUCAUCUUCCUCAACAAAUGUGCAUUUGGCUGCAAGGUCGAAGUGGAAGCCCUCCGAAGCCUUGUCCACCAACCCCAUCCUGUCAUAUUGGGAAUACUGGGCCAGUUUGUGGUCAUGCCCCUUUAUGGCUACCUCAUGUCCGUGGCCUUUUCUUUACCCAAGCCCCUGGCCCUGGGACUAGUCAUUUCUUGCUCCUCACCUGGCGGCGGGGGCGGCUAUCUAUACAGCCUCCUGCUGGGUGGCGAUGUCACAGUGGCCAUCUCUAUGACUCUCCUGUCCACAGUGGCAGCCACAGGGCUCAUGCCGCUCUCCUCAACCUUCUACGGCUGGUUGCUCGGCGCCCACGAGACCCUCCAUGUACCCUUCCUCAAGAUCCUCAUCACUCUCCUCUUCAUUGCUGUGCCCAUCUCGAGCGGCAUGUUAGUUAAGUGCAAACUGCCCCGCGUUUCCCGCCUGCUCCUGCUCCUCAUCAAGCCCUUCAGCUUCACCCUCAUCAUAGGAGGACUCUUCAUGGCCUACCACAUGGGGGCCUUUAUCCUAGCGGAUGUGCACCCUCCAAUAGUGCUGGCGGGUGUCACUGUGCCCAUCUUUGGACUACUAUUGGGCUACCUGCUGGCUUGGUGCUUGAGACUGCCUGGGCCACAGCGCCGGACGGUCAGUAUCGAGGUUGGAGUACAAAACAGCCUGCUGGCCCUAGCUGUGCUACAGCUCUCUUUUGAACGGGCCCAAGCUGACUUUGCCUCACAGGCUCCUUUCAUUGUAGCCCUGAGCAGCACUUCAGAGAUGUUGCUGCUAGUCUUGGGGAACUUGGCCUACAAUAAACUCUGCCCAACUGGCUCUUGAGUGCCCACCUGGGGAAGUGAGGGCAGAUACCAAAGAUGUCGAGCUUUGGACGUGGGCCUGCAAGGAGAGAUGGAUACCAAAGGCCUUAGGAGCUGGGCUUGGAUCACCGUCUUCAGAGGGCUGUGGGAACCAUGGCCCCAGUCUCUCCGCCUCUUAAGGGGUGGGGGGCAGCUCGGAUACAGAAGAUCCGUAUGAAGUGAGACACAUUCCCAAGGCUGCCAUGACUUGGGAAUGUACACUGUCUGGCCUUUUCUUUUUUAAACCUGCUUGUUUUUUAUACACAGCAAGAGGUACAGCUUAGAUCUAGAGCUGUACAGACUGGGAGGUAGAAGAUGGGAGCUGGAAUUGCCCCAUUUCCACUCCUGUUCACUGGGGAUACAGGGUUUGAAUAAAAGGAAAGAGGAGAUAAUA
Molecule: messenger RNA, 1916 nt
Organism: Elgaria multicarinata webbii
Lineage: Eukaryota; Metazoa; Chordata; Lepidosauria; Squamata; Anguidae
Gene: SLC10A3
Product: solute carrier family 10 member 3
Exons: 2
Coding region: 198-1505 (435 amino acids)
Biological process (GO): bile acid and bile salt transport
Cellular component (GO): membrane
Molecular function (GO): bile acid:sodium symporter activity
Source: RefSeq, a predicted model, not a curated record